Messenger RNA from Fimicolochytrium jonesii, 1530 nucleotides. RefSeq lists its product as uncharacterized. The transcript has 3 exons. The record is from RefSeq and is a predicted model, not a curated record. The coding region runs from base 1 to 1530 and encodes 509 amino acids. Gene Ontology annotation, molecular function: histone binding. Gene Ontology annotation, cellular component: nucleus. NCBI's taxonomy places the organism in Eukaryota, Fungi, Chytridiomycota, Chytridiomycetes, Spizellomycetales, Powellomycetaceae.
AUGGCACAUCUCCUGACCCAUUUGGAUCCGGCACAAAUACAUGAGCUCUUCCUCGAUAGCCAAAAAGUCAAUACCCUCUCGCCCCUCCUUGCCACAUCUUCAACCGCAGAACACGAUUCCGACGACAGUCCAUUCCACUCCGAUGAAGAGGACGAUCAUGCCACAAACGGUCACAGUAGUAACGGGAAGCCAAGGCAGAACUCACUAGCGCAAUAUGUCAAUUUGGAGCACUUGAGCCUGAACAACUGUAAUCUACAUUCGGUCGAAGGGUUUCCUGUUCUCAAAAGGCUGGCAAAACUGGACCUGGGGGAUAACAAGAUUAGUGGCGGCUUGGAGACCUUAGCGGCGCUGACGAGAUUAGAGAGCUUGGAUCUGAGUAAUAAUAAGAUUGCAGACUUGGAAACCUUGGCGCCUCUGAAACAAUUACCGAACCUCAAACUUCUAAAUCUUGUCGAAUGCGAAAUAGCGAAACGGCCAGACUACCCCGAUAUCGUAUUCCAAACUCUCCCACAACUGCAAGCCCUCGAUGACCGCGACAAGGAUGGAAACGAAGUCGAACUCUACAGCGAGGAUGACUACGAUGAGGAAGAGGAAGAAGGGGAGGGCGAGGUUCAGGGAGGCGAAAAUGGGGGUGAAACGCACGAUGAGGAAGGCGAGGAAGAGGAUUACGAGGAGGAAGUGAGUGGGGAGGUAGAGGGAGAUGAGCACGGUUCGGAGCACGGUGUGGACGGUGGUGAGGAUAACGGUCUGGAAGUAUAUGAGAUAGGGAGCGAGAGCGAUGAUGAAGAUGCAGAUCAGAGUGGAUACCAAGGGACCGUUGUUGAGCAAGAAGGGGACGAAGAGGACGACAUCUUUGAUGAUGAAGCCGAUGAACGUCAUCCAUUAGCGGAUGAAGAUCAAGAUGAGGGAGAUAUCGUCUACGAAGUACAAGAUGUCUCACAGCACGAUCACGGCAUCGAACUCAUAGAUGACGAUGACGGUGACGACGAUGGUGAAGAGGAGGAGGAAGAUGAAGGGCAAGAAGUGAUUGAUGUAGACGAACAAACUGAAGAUGGACACGGCUAUGCAGGCGGCUUCGGCGACGGCGAGGACGGGGAGGAGGACGAAGAGCUAGAAGAUGAAGACCUUGACGAACCAAACACCGGCUUACAAGGAGGCAAAGGUCUCCCAUCGUCUAGUGUGCAACCUUACAUCUCCCACGGCGACACAGAAGACUUGGCCGCCGAAGCCGAGGAGGAAGAAGAGGAGCUGGAAUACAUUGCGGACCACGGAUUUGGCGACCACGACUUUAUGGGUGGAGGGGAGCUUGCCGCCGACCCAUUCAUGAUGGAUGACUCGCUGAUGGGUGCGCCUUCGGGGGACUUUGAGACUUUCGUUACUGGAGAGGUCGGGGACGAGGCGCUUUUCAAUGCGACGAUGAAGAGAAAGGCUGAUGAGAUUGACGCUCUGGGCGAUGAAGGGCUUAACGAAUUCGUCAAUAACGAUGAUGACGACGACGAGGUGCCCGAUAGUAAGAAGCAGAAGACAUAA